This is a messenger RNA of Trichoderma reesei QM6a, 2118 nucleotides long. Its product is annotated as N-terminal fungal transcription regulatory domain-containing protein. The coding region runs from base 376 to 1479 and encodes 367 amino acids. The record is from RefSeq and is a predicted model, not a curated record. The transcript is spliced from 3 exons. Gene Ontology annotation, molecular function: zinc ion binding; DNA-binding transcription factor activity, RNA polymerase II-specific. Gene Ontology annotation, biological process: regulation of DNA-templated transcription. Lineage: Eukaryota; Fungi; Ascomycota; Sordariomycetes; Hypocreales; Hypocreaceae.
CAUUACACGUACUCGACUCUUGCGUCGUCGUCGUCGUCGUCUUCUUCUUCUCUCCAUCUUCGUCACUUCUUCUCCUGGUUUCCACAUCUUCCAGAACGCUUCAGAUAACAAGGGCAUCCAUCACCCACCCACUCAUCUCGAACUCGACUUGCUCCUUGCUUGAGGAUACUACCAACAUCCCAUCAAGGUCCCAUCUGCUCAUCACGUCAACUUGACAUUGGGUUAUACCGUCAACUUCUUACUCACCCAGAAAUACAUAUCGACAACCCCAAGCACAAGCACGGGCACCUCGCCCCUUCUACAUGUGAAGCUUCACCUACGAACAAGUAACACCAAGCCCACCAAGCCCACCAGCUCCCCAGACGUCUUUCAACAAUGGUAGCACAUAGUCUACCCUCUCCUCCUUCAGAGGACAGCAAAUCUUCAAAUUCACCCCCCGUCAGCACAAUCCCCCGGAAAAGCUCUGGCUCAAAUACAAAGCCCGUCAAGGGCACCAACCGAGCGUCCAAGCGUGCCGGGUCGGGUGCUGCCGCCGUCCACCAUCACGAGCAAGUCACACACGGCAUGGAUGGGAGGCAUAAGCGGGUCUGGAAGGCCUGCGAGAGGUGUCGAAUGAAGAAGACAAAGUGCGACGGUGAGUUCCCGUGUAAGCGGUGCAAGGACGACGGCCUUGUUUGCACAGCUGGAGUCCGCAAGAAGAUGGAAUACAAGCAGCUGCCUCGAGGAUACGCCGAGGUUCUCGAGAAUACCCAGUUCGCGCUCAUCGCCACCGUCCAUAAGCUCUACCAGAUGGUCAGGACGAACCAGCAGUGGGAUCUAGGGGAGCCUGAGCUCAACGAUCGCGGCCAGCCCGUCAUCCACAACAUUGCGCAGAAGCUCGGCUGCAUCCGCCCCAACAGCGACAUCGACCUGCCCGUGCACUCCAUCUUCCCCGAGAACACGCAAGACCUCGAGGAGCUUGCGCGGCAGCUCAACGAUCACCACGCCGACGCGCAGAACAAGGAUCGCGAAGCGGAAAUUGAAAGCGAGUCGCCCUCGGCCUACCGGCGCACCGACCGCGCUUCGUCCUCGGAUCUCGACCAUUCCGACAUCGAGCCCGCUGAUUACCGACGAACUGCAUUCGGCGGCCUCAACAACAACAGCCAUCCGGUUACCAUGUCACCGCAGAGCUACGCCGGCAGCAGCACCGAGUUUGAGUUCAACCAGUCGGCGCCUUCAGACCUCGACGCCUCGGCCGCGCUCUUCUCCGCGAACUCGCCCCAGCUGCCCAUCUUCCCAGAGUGGGCGAUCAAGACGGCGCCGUCGAGCGACGUCGCAAUGCAUUUCUUUCAGCAGCAGGCCAUGCACAUGGGCCAGCCCAUCAUGGAUGGCUACGAGACGAUCAAGCCCCAGGCGCUGUCCACCGCCGGCGGCGUGAUGAUGGGCAUGAGCGACCCCAUGAUGUACACACCCUUCGACGUCGACAUGGUGCCGAUAUGAGAUGUCGACCACGUCAUUUCAUAAACCAUCAUCUCAUAUGAACGCAAGGGAAACGAAAGCAGAAGUCGCGUUUGGGUAUAUUGCCCCCAUAUUUCUCCCUCGCAGGAGGAGGGUUCCUUCUCACAUACGCCAUGAGCCGUCCUUUAUAAGGCAAGAGUGGCAUUGCGACACAUUCCCAUAAUGUGCAUACAUUCACUUUCACCAGUUUACAUACUCACCUUCCUUUCACGUCACAUAUUUCUGCACACCUUCGUUCAUAUCCCUUUCUUGUGCAUCUCAUUCAGGAGUCUUUUUCUGGGUACAUACGGUGUUUGGGGGAAUCGUCAAGCGUGGUGUUUUAUCUUGUUGGAGUGGUUCGGAUUCUCAUAUAGACCGGUUUUUUUCUUUUCUUUCUCUUGCAUGAGUUUUUACUGUAUGAAGUUUAUUGGUACAUAUCCAGGAGGGAGGGAAGGACGGGUUGGAUGAAUGGUUUCAUGGGAGGUGGAAACGGCUGGCUUGGGUCGGGAUCACUUGAAGUAAUUGGGCGCGUUGGUGACAAUGUUCAACGAACCGAAGCAAGCAGGCAGGCAGAGAUUUUCUAUAGAUGUCUCGGCACCAGGGUGCCACGUCUGGAAACAUUCAACUUGAGUACUUUUUUUU